Messenger RNA from Crotalus tigris (Tiger rattlesnake), 1656 nucleotides. RefSeq names its product major histocompatibility complex class I-related gene protein-like. Gene Ontology annotation, biological process: immune response. The transcript is spliced from 8 exons. Lineage: Eukaryota; Metazoa; Chordata; Lepidosauria; Squamata; Viperidae. The coding region runs from base 98 to 1156 and encodes 352 amino acids. Gene Ontology annotation, cellular component: external side of plasma membrane. The record is from RefSeq and is a predicted model, not a curated record.
GCGGGGCAGGCGGCACUUCGCCAGCUGCUGGCCGCUGUUCCCGGCAGCUGCUCGCUCUUCCGCCUAGCUGCCAGGCGAGGUUAGCCUUGGGUUCCGCAUGAUCUCCCCGUCCCUCUUGUUGCUGCUGCCGCUGCUGCUGUUGGGCGCGGGCGUUGCGGACGCCUCUUCCCACGCCCUGCGUUAUUUCUUCACCGGCGUGUCAGAACUGGGCCACGGCCUGCCACGGUUUGUCAUUGUGGGCUACUUGGAUGAUCAGCAGUUUGUCCACUACGACAGCGAUUCCCGGAGGGACUUGCCACGAGGGUCCUGGAUUCAGAGGGUGGAUGAAGAUGAUGCCCAGUAUUGGGACUGGCAAACUCAACUCUCCCACAGCUGGGAACUCUACUUCCAACUGAGCCUCUGGAACCGCUUCAACCAUACCCCGGGCCUUCACACCUGGCAGUGGAUGCACGGGUGUGAGCUACGUCAAGAUGGACGUAAAGAAGGCAGUUCUCAGUUUGGCUACGAUGGAACAGACUUUCUCAGCCUGGAUAAAGAGACCCUCACCUGGACAGCAGCCAACUGGCGGGCUCAGGUCACCAAGAGGCAAUGGGAGGCUGAUCUGGUUUGGACCGAAAGCCGGAAGAACUUCCUGGAAGGAGACUGCAUCGAGUGGCUUCACAAAUAUCUGAAUUAUGGCAAGGACUCCCUACUCAGAAAAGAACCUCCAGUGGUGACAGUCACCCAGAAAGGGAGCUACAACGGACUGGAGAUCCUCAUCUGCCGUCUGCACGGCUUCUACCCCAAAAAGGUUGAUGUCACUUGGAGGAAGGGUGGGGAAAUCCUGGAGCAAGAGACCUUCCGGGGAGGGAUCACUCCCAAUUCAGACAGCACUUACCACACCUGGCUCAGCAUUGAGAUCGACCCCGAGGAGAGGGAGCACUACAAAUGUCACGUGGAGCAUGACGGUCUUCUGAACCCUCAGGAUUUCUCCUGGGAGAAGCCUGUUUCAUCUGCCACAGGGAUCCUCGUGGGUGGUGUCCUAAGUGCUCUAGCUGCUGUGGUCUUGCUGGUAAUUGGGAUCCUGUUCUACGCCAAAAAAUGGCGGAAGGGCUACCAAGCUGCAUCAGGGAACAGCGAAGAAUCUGCUUCUUCUGGCAAUGAUAUAGUGGCAUGAUGCAGGAACAAUUAUCCCGAUCAGAAGUUUCCCCACCCGAAACUCAUCAGAUGUAUGGAAGCCACAAUUGCAACCCAGGAAGAUGCUGGACUGGCUGGCUAGAUGGCCAUCUUUGUAUCUUUUUUCUUCCUUCUACUUCCGUAGUUCUGGCGAUCCCCUGGGAGAGUUCACUGAUACUGGAUUAAGUUUUCUUCCAUUGCCUUUUGGCUUCGAUGGCAUGAGAACCUAACCGAAGGACAUAAAAAUGUGAUAAAGAUUACUCCUUGCAGGAUUAUCUUUGAUUUUUGAGAACACCUCCCAGUUUUUGAGCCAUCUAUGUGAUCUUCUGUAAUCUUCUGACCCAGUUCCCUACCUCCGGCGCCGGGAGCAACUUGGCUGUUAUUAGAAAUAAGUAUUUAGCAAGUUUAAGGAGACAGCACUGUUUUAAGUCCACUCCUUUUGCAUUCUGUGGUACAAAUGAGCUGCGUUGGAAAAUAAGAAUACAGAUAGUCCUCAACAUA